Molecule: messenger RNA, 1116 nt
Organism: Dioscorea cayenensis subsp. rotundata (Guinea yam)
Lineage: Eukaryota; Viridiplantae; Streptophyta; Magnoliopsida; Dioscoreales; Dioscoreaceae
Product: subtilisin-like protease
Exons: 1
Coding region: 1-1116 (371 amino acids)
Biological process (GO): proteolysis
Molecular function (GO): serine-type endopeptidase activity
Source: RefSeq, a predicted model, not a curated record
AUGAAGAAGAACACCACCCCUCUAAUGUCUUGCACCAUCACCCUCUUCAUUGUUCUUCUUCUCCUCCUCUCCUCCACUCCAUCUUCAGUGUUCUGUCGUCUCCCCUCCAAGGCUUCUGAUGCUUCUCAGCGAAGCACUUACAUAGUUAACGUGCUGCCACCAGAGGACCUGGCAUUUGCCAACCCUUCCGCUCUCAAAGCAUGGCAUGAAUCCUUCUUGCCUGAAGACAUGUACACCACCUCAAACUCCUUAAUUACUGGUCCUCGGUUUUUAUACUCCUACACCCAUUCCUACACCGGCUUUGCUGCAAAGCUAACAAAGGAGGAGGUCAAAGCCAUGGAUGGCAAGCCCGGCUUUGUGAGCGCCAUCCCCGACACAAUCUAUCCGCUUCUCACCACUCACACUCCUCACUUUCUAGGCCUCAACAUCGGCGACGGGACGUGGAACAAUUCCAACCUCGGAAAAGGUGUCAUCAUCGGAAUAUUAGACACCGGUGUCUUCGCCAGUCAUGUCUCAUUCCACGAUGAUGGGCUUCCCGCUCCACCUUCAAAAUGGAAGGGAACAUGCGAUCUUGGAACUAGUUUAUGCAACAAGAAACUAAUCGGAGCACAAGCAUUCCAAAGCGACGAUGCUGUGGCUACAGCCACAGAUGAGGUGGGUCACGGCACGCACACUGCUAGCACAGCAGCUGGGAACUUCGUUGAUGGUGCCAGUUUCCUCGGCAUAGGCAAUGGCACGGCCGUGGGCAUUGCACCUCUUGCUCACCUAGCUAUUUAUAAGGUAUGCAGUGGGAGGGGAUGCUCCAGCGCUGAUAUACUUGCCGGCAUAGAUGCUGCUUUGAAAGAUGGUGUUGAUAUAAUUUCGCUGUCUCUUGGUGGCCCAUCCCGAUCAUUUGCCGUUGAUCCGGUUGCUGUUGGUGGUUUCCGAGCCAUCGAGAAAGGGAUUAUGGUAAGCGCCGCGGGAGGCAAUGAUGGCCCGAGCGCGGGAACAGUCUCCAAUUUGGCGCCUUGGUUGCUCACUGUGGCGGCAAGCACCAACGAUAGGAGAUUCAUGGCAACUGUGAGGCUCGGCAACGGGGUUGAGUUCGAUGGCGAGACUCUUUACCAUCCCGGAUAA